This is a messenger RNA of Malus domestica (apple), 1083 nucleotides long. Its product is annotated as transcription factor WER-like. NCBI's taxonomy places the organism in Eukaryota, Viridiplantae, Streptophyta, Magnoliopsida, Rosales, Rosaceae. The record is from RefSeq and is a predicted model, not a curated record.
CUCCACACCAUCAGAAGGACUAGGUAGGAAUAAACCGAGAAGAGAGAGAAAUCAAAAUAUUAUCAUAAUAAUUUUCAUUAUUGCAGAAGUAUAAAUGUAUAAUCUCUUUUCUUAUUUCAAAAUAGUUAAUAGACCAAUGCAAUUCUAAUAUAUAUAAGCACAAGCACAUAUCCGUCAGAUAAGCCACCGCAUUCAUUAGACUUCUAACAAAAGCUCUCUCUCUCUCUCUCUCUCUCUCUCUCUCUUCUCUCUCUCUCUCUCUCUCGUGCUUUCCUGCUUUGCAAGAGCUGCAAAAAUGGAAGGUGGGAAUGAGUCUAAGAAAGGUCUUUGGACAGUGGAGGAGGACAGAAUUCUGACGGAUUACAUCAGGGUGCAUGGCAAAGGCAAGUGGAAUCGUGUCAAUAAAGUCACAGGAUUGAAGAGGAGCGGCAAAAGUUGCAGAUUAAGGUGGAUGAAUUAUCUAAGUCCCAGCGUGAAGAGAAGUGACUUCUCGGAGGAAGAAGAUGAUCUCAUCAUUCGACUCCAUAACCUCAUUGGCAACAGGUGGUCUUUGAUUGCUGGCCGUGUUCCUGGGAGAACUGACAAUCAAGUCAAGAACCAUUGGAACAGUCAUUUGAGCAAGAAGCUCGGUGUCGGUUCAAAAAGAGGAAAGACAAAAACCAAGACUUAUUCCGACUCAAAACGAGCAAAAAAUAAUUUCUGCAUACCCUCAUCAGAGUCAAACUCCGAGUUGCAACCACUUCCUAAUUCCGAUUCCAAUUCCAAUAUUUCUGGUGAUCAUGAAGCUGCAGCUACCAUUGAUGGAUUUGAUGAGGAAAUGAUGAACAUCCAGAACCACAUUGGCUCUAAAAGUGAGGUUGGUUUUUGUGGCAUGUCGGAGGUGACGAUGAUGAGUAAUGACUACUCAUUUUGGUUUCACAAUGAUGACCUUAAUCCAUAUAGCCCUUAUUUAUCUGACCCUACUCUGGAUGAUUACUACCCUUUUCAAUUUGAUAAUUAUUUGUAAACUUUGUUAUUAUAUUUUGCAUAUCUUAAUUCUGUAUUUACACUAAUUCAAUAAUCUAAAUUAUAUUUUGUUAAAUA